Molecule: messenger RNA, 3025 nt
Organism: Drosophila bipectinata
Lineage: Eukaryota; Metazoa; Arthropoda; Insecta; Diptera; Drosophilidae
Product: cell adhesion molecule Dscam2-like
Biological process (GO): cell-cell adhesion
Molecular function (GO): protein binding
Source: RefSeq, a predicted model, not a curated record
UUGGACAGAUUAUAACAAUCAAAAUCGAUUGCCUGGAGAUCGGACAACGACACAACUACAGCUACUUAAGCCAGCCCAAACGUACCACGUUCGAUUGUAUUCUGAAAAUGAUAUAGGUAUUAGUGCACCUAGCGAUGUAUUAUUUAUAACAACGGAUUCUGAAGUUCCAUCUGCUCCUCCGAACGAUGUGAUGGUAGAUGCUUUAGGUCCCCAACAGCUUUUAAUAACAUGGCGAGCACCUAUACGUGACACUUGGAACGGAGAAAUAUUGGGGUACACAAUUAAAUACCAAAGAAAUGGCUUUAUUACUGGUUUUAGAAAUUAUACAAAGGUAAAUAGACUGCCACCUGAUGGCUUUAAUAACUUUCGACUAAGUGGGUUGGAUAAAUACACACAAUAUGAAAUCACAAUAUCAGCAUAUAAUAUUAAAGGAGACGGACCCCCAAGCGAUAUAGUGUUAGGUCAUACCUUAGAAGACGCACCAUCUGCAAGCCCUCGAUCUGUUUCUUGUAAUGCUCUUGGAUCACAAAACAUUCAACUGUUUUGGCAGCCUCCACUUAAAGAAUUCUGCAAUGGCAUUAUCCAAGGCUAUAAAAUAUUUUAUGAGCCCAGAUUAUUAGAAAAUCAGUUAACCGCACGGGAAACGAAAGUCUCAUCAGCACUUACCACUGUAUUGCAUGGUUUGCAACCUUUUACUAAUUAUACGAUUCAAGUAUUAGCUUUCACCCGCGCAGGGGAAGGCAAUUUAAGCAAUUCCGUGUCAUGCAUCACUGAAGAAGCGGUUCCGGAUGCACCAGAGCGUGUAAAAUCCAUCGUUAGCUCCGAAUCAUCCGUAAUUAUUAGCUGGAUGCCUCCACGACGACCUAACGGCCUCAUUAUUAAAUACGAUGUAUACAUAAGAGUUCUUGAAAAGGGAAAGGAACUUAAAAUAUUAAAAGAAAUAUUGCCAUCACAACAAUUGUAUUAUGAAGUCAAAGGUGUUAUUAAAAAAGAAACUUAUGAAGCUUGGGUGACGUCAUCUACAAAAGUCGGACAAGGUCCGAGUACCCCUGUUAUUAAGUUUAUAGCCAACAAUGUUGUACCAGCGGCCAUAAUAUCUUUUAGUCAAGUAUUAAGACAGGGUUGGACUGUUGAUUUACAUUUCCCCUGUAUUUUCGUCGGAUCUCCAAAGGCUGCGGUGAAAUGGAAUGUUGUAAACAACCAGUCCAAGAAACACAUUCAAAUGGAAAUAAGCAAAAACAACACCUUAAGUCUUCGAAAUAUUCAAAGAGCUCAUGAAGGCAACUACACCUGCAUGGUAAAGAACCUAUUUGGCUCCGACCAAAUUACAUAUCAACUAUUCGUUCAAGUCCCACCCUCAACACCAAUAGUAUCUAUAACUUCCAUAGAAAAAAAGUCAAUAUCAGUUCAAUGGAAAGUAGAUGAUAUUGGUGGAUCAUUCAUAAAAGGCUUUACUUUGAAGUACAAACGAGAAAUUGGAUUAUGGAAGGAGCUUUUAUUAGAUGCCCGCUUAAACUCAGUGGUCAUAGAAAAUCUACAAUGUGGCACCCCAUAUCAGAUUACUGUUAGCUCAUACAACAGAAUUGGAACAAGCCCUUCAAGUGAAAUAAAAACCAUAAAAACAAAAGGCGAGAAGCCUGUUGCCCCGCACGACGAUAUUUUAAUACGUUUAAAUACAACCUCAAUUUCAUUGGAAUUAUCUUCUUGGCAAGACGGAGGUUGCGCGAUAUCGCAUUUCAGUAUAGAAUUCAAGCGGAAUGAACCCUCGAAUAGGUGGAUUAUUGUUUCAAAUAAAGUCGAAUCACAUUCACGUUACCUAAUUGGAGACUUAGAGGCAGGAACUGCAUAUAAACUGCGUGUGACAGCUUAUAAUAACGCCGGCUCCACCAAAGAAGAAUUGUGCUUUACAACCCUAAAUAUUAAUGAACUUUACAAAGAAAAGGAUCUUGUAAAAACCAUCAUUAGCGAUUCACAACUAAUAGCAGUGAUUGUAACAUCAAUUUUUGGAAUUUUUCUUGCCUUAGCUGGAGCACUAAUAUGCAUAAAAAAAUAUUCACGUGACACUACAUUAGAUGAUAGCAAGAUUACCGAUGGUUUAAAUAUGGAAACAAGCACUCAAAGUUGCGAUCAUUUUUAUGGAACUUUACGUAAAUCUUACCGUAAUAAUGAACCUAAAUCAGCUUUUAAACAUAGUAUUUCACCCCAUAAUAGAGAAGGUAUCAAACCUUAUGCAAAAUUUGAUUUACAUGACAAUGAAAAUGUGUUUCAAAACAACUCACAAGGUCAAAUAAGAAAAAUAUUAAACAUCCAACCAUCCAGUUGUAUAGCUAACAGUCCUCUAUAUUCCGCUGAAAUAAAGUUAGAUUCUUCAUUGACGCAUGUUAACGAUAUAACGACAUCAUUGAGAAAUGUUCAAUUAAAUCGAAAGUAUAAUCACAUAAACACUGAUAAGGAGAAUAAUAUUUCUUCCAAAUUAAGUAAGUCAGACUCAGAGGAGUAUGAUAUUUUAAAUAGUGAUGGUGAACAAUGUGACGAAUUUCCUGUAAAAAGUAAAUUUUUUUCACCCCAAAAUGUUGCUGUUGAUAAUGCUACUUGGACGACACCCAUCAUGCGUAAAUCAUCAGCUACAUAAAAAAAAGCGUCACGUAUUCAUCAACGGACUUUAACAUACAAAUUGUUCUUAAAUUUAGAAACGAAAUUCUAGAUUUCUAAAAACAAUCGGCUACGAUGUAUGACAAAACCAAAAUAUAUUAACACCUUUUUAAGUGAAAGUAGCUUAACCACAUUUUAAGCAUAUUUAUUAAUGAUGUUUGCAUUUAAAAUUUAUUUUAAAAAUAAAUUAUUGUAUCCCAUAAAUACUAUUAUGCUGACAGGAUGUCAAAAAGUUUCUUAGUGAAUUAUCAAAACCCAUAUGUAAUUGAACUAUUAUAAACCAGUGCAAUGAAGUUUUCUUUAAACUUGUUCUUUGACGCAUUGAACUUUGACAUUUUUAUUUUUUUCAUUAAAUAUUUUUAUGUUAUUAAAA